Molecule: messenger RNA, 1725 nt
Organism: Ylistrum balloti
Lineage: Eukaryota; Metazoa; Mollusca; Bivalvia; Pectinida; Pectinidae
Exons: 4
Coding region: 96-833 (245 amino acids)
Molecular function (GO): protein binding
Source: RefSeq, a predicted model, not a curated record
CUAAGAGUUUACUCUGCUGUUCAUUUGUGUAAUCUGUUACAUUUUCCUCCACUUUCCAGCGGAUUUAUAUUUACUUCAGUUUCUUAAGAUUCACCAUGGCUGUCGAGAUGCUAAUCAUGUGUGGAUUAUUUAGCUUAGUUCUGGGAACACAGCAGCAGAUUCCCACGUGCAAAUCUUCACAGUACUUGGAAAAGAAUUUGAAUGUGUGUAGACCCUGCACACAAUGUCCAGUUAACGAAGUGAUCCGUCGACCUUGCGACAAAACUCGGGAUACAGUGUGUGGACCCUUCAUCGAAUUCGAUGAGUUCCAUCAAGCGCCGUUCAUCAACCUGCUUCCAAGCAAGAACAACAUCUCCCAGGAAGUGUUUGUGACCAAUGAAUUAAACAUUGAUGUUAACACGCCGAAUAACGAUCCGUCAGACGUCCGAGGACAGGCACCGAUUACUAUGAAGAAUGGUAAAUGGUACACAUUGGCUAUGGCACUGCUCGGAGUUCUGUCCUUCGUCUCCCUCUUCGUCAUCGUCUACAUCAUCCUCGUCUGUUUCGUCUGCAAGAAACGCCGAGAGGAAAAAGAAAUCAUUUAUGAUCCCGAAAUGUGCAGUCCGGCGCCGUCCCCGAUGCAGACGUAUUAUCCCCCACGCAGUAAGAAGGCGACGUCAGCCGACGUGGAGGAGAGCGACGACAGUGCGAGUGGCGGUCGUAUGGUUGUGUUACCAAACAUCUACAUACCGUUUGCUAGCCAGGAUUGUGACUACGACGCAGAUAACAGCGGACAAACUGUAUCAUCCGGAUCUACAAACUACGUCUAUUUUAAGGCACCAACUUCGUCGUAGUGGGGGAAUUAAGACUGCUUCAUUUGACGUUAAUAUUUGUUAACUCGAGAAAAAAAUCUUCCGUACAGGACCAUCCAAACUUGUACCGGUAUGCAAAGCUCAAAUUGAUAUAAAAACUUUUGAUAUGUGACGAUUUUAUGGAAGUGUAUAAUUAUUUGGUGCUACUAUGGAAAUAAGCUUGUUCAGAAAAUGUUGCCAUGAUCAGAUGAAUGACUGGGGGUGUGCCAGCUACGGACAUCUUGUGGUCACUUCGUAAAAGGAAAGAACGCCUUCUUCAAAAUGACCACAGUUCUUCGAUACCUGACCAAGGGCAAUUCUUCCAGCAAUGAACACCCACUACAAACCCCGGAGAAAGAACGCUCAGCGAUUCCCGGUCAUUCGUGAAGGAGAUGUACUUUUGAUAUGCAAGUGGUCUAUGGUAUCAGAUUCCGGUUGCCGUGCUGGAGGUCCAGGACAAGAUUUUACAGAAAAGUGUCAUGGAUGAUGUACUGAUAUAUGUUUCUGGAGUUCAAUUUUCUAACAUAGAUCCAUAUUAAUAAUGCUACUAAGGUUGAAAUGAUGAAAUAUUUGUGACUUUUAACAAGGACACGAGAUUUGUGUGGUGCUUUCAUAUUUUGGUUUUGAUUACAAUAUUGUGUGUUUAGUGUGCGUUAACAAUUAUUGAAAUCCAGCCGGAUUUUCAUCGACUUCCGAUCGUUUCGGAUAACUUUCCUGAUUUGAUUUAGAUAAAUAUAUUGACCCAAGGGACCAGAAUGUCUCGACUUUGAGAUUCCAAAGAAUGAUAAUGUAUGCUAUGUCUGUGAUUUCUUUAUCGUAUUUAUUGAUUCUUUAUUAUUUUUCUAUUUGAAAAUGAUGCAAACAAUGCAAAAAGUUUGUAAUUAUAAAACAUAAC